Messenger RNA from Lycium barbarum (goji berry), 812 nucleotides. Its product is annotated as pseudo histidine-containing phosphotransfer protein 1-like. Gene Ontology annotation, biological process: cytokinin-activated signaling pathway; phosphorelay signal transduction system; phosphorylation. The transcript is spliced from 7 exons. NCBI's taxonomy places the organism in Eukaryota, Viridiplantae, Streptophyta, Magnoliopsida, Solanales, Solanaceae. Gene Ontology annotation, molecular function: protein histidine kinase binding; histidine phosphotransfer kinase activity. The record is from RefSeq and is a predicted model, not a curated record. Gene Ontology annotation, cellular component: cytoplasm; nucleus. The coding region runs from base 110 to 583 and encodes 157 amino acids.
GUUUUGGUUAAAAAAAAGCUUUAGUAAUUUUAGUUAAUAUUCUAUUUGCUCAGGUUUCUACCAUUGUUUCAAAGUUGCAGAGGUUUGAAGAAACUCGACAAUAUCCAGGAUGGCAAGCAAUUUUGCUCGAUACAUUGCCAAUUUAAGGCAGUCACUUUUUGAUGAGCAAAUUCUUGGUGAGCGAUUUCUUGAAUAUGAAAAGUUUGAAACCACCACUGAGGGCUUUCUUGAGGAUAUUUGUGCUGAUUAUUUCAGACAAGUUGCUAAGUUUAAGGGCUUAAUGGUGCCACAACUGCAAGGACCUCCCUACAAUGUCCCUGAAAUUGGGAGGUUACUUAAUGGAUUCAAUCAUUUCAGCACACUUUUUGGAGCUGUAAAAGUGACACAUCAGAUCAACAUCAUGAAGGAUUGCCUGAAGCAUGGAGAUUUUGAAGCGUCCAAGGUUACGUUUGAGGGUAUUAAACGGGAAUGUGAGAUUCUGCAGUCCAAACUAGAGAAUUACUUCAAGACGAGGAAACAAGGUCCACCUGCUGAGAUUGAGGACAAACCUGAGUACGGGUAUAUGGAUUCUGACAGCGAGUAGGAAUUGGCGUCUCGCGUCAGCGAACGCUUUGAGAAAAUAUAUCUUUUAAGUGAGUGGAUGGAGUAGCUGAAUGUGUGUGGAAAUUAAUGGGAACUUCAAUGUGCUUUUCUUUGUAUCCGUAAUUGCAGUGUUAAAAACUUGAGUCAGUGAUCUGAAGUCUACUUUUGGUCAUGUUACUCUGUAAUUUAAUUUUCAUGUUGCUUAUGCAAGUUUGUGGAAUAGUCUCUUU